GGUGGCGGGUGUAAGGAGGUGCCUGCCCUUCAGCUUCAGGCCCGCACUCUCAGCGAUUUGUGUGAAUCAUCUCUGUACAGUGGGUCGAGAAAAGGAAGAGGAUGUGGCUCUAGGGGACUUCAAAAGCCACCAUUUGAAGGACAAGAUUCUGGCCUGUGCUUCUGAGAGGAUGCCGCGAUUCCUAGGCAGCGCCCCCACCCUCACCCAGACCUGCCAAGCGCUUCUGGAAGGAUCCGAGGCCUCAGCUCGUCGCGUGGCGGGUGUAGGCCCACCUCGGUGCUGGCUGAUCCUAGGGAGAUGUUAGGGCUCCCUGCCCUCGCAGGUCCUAUGGCUAUGCCACACCCACCUCUAAUUCCCUCCACUCCCACUUUAUUGGCCUUUUCCUUCCCAGGUGGCUUCUACAUGCUCCUGGACCCCAAGAAUGCAAAACCAAGGCAGAGAUCUGCCCUCCUGAGCCCUCUGAUCCAGUCCUCCGGCUGCCUGAGCCUGUCCUUUCAGUACACCCAACGUGGCCAGGCGUCUGGUGCAACCCUCAUGGUCUAUGCUUCUGUUUUGGGCAGCAUCCGGAAACACACUCUUUUCUCAGGACAACCCGGACCCAGUUGGCAGCCUGUUUCUGUCAAUUACACAAGCCAAGGACAGAUUCAGUUCACCCUGGUGGGUGUGUUUGGAAAGAUCCCAGAGCCAGCUGUGGCAGUAGAUGCAAUCAGCAUUGCUCCCUGUGAAGAGAGCUUUCCUCAGUGUGACUUUGAAGAUAAUGCCCAUCCCUUCUGUGACUGGGUACAGGCAUCACAGGAUGGUGGAUACUGGAGGCAGGGAAAUAAAAAUACAUUCAUCCAGCCUGCAGGCCCCUUUGGAAUCUCCCUUAAUGGAGAAGGUCACUACAUCUUCCUUGAGACUGACAAGUUCUCCCAGGCAGGCCAGUCUUUCAGACUGGUGAGCCGGCCCUUCUGUGCCCCGGCUGUGAUCUGCGUGACGUUUACCUACCACAUGUAUGGCCUGGGACAGGGCACAAAGCUCAGGCUGCUGCUGGGGAGUCCUGCGGGUAGUCCCCCAAGUUCUCUCUGGGAACGUGUUGGGCCUCAGAGCCCUGAAUGGCUGAACACCUCCGUCACCAUCCCUUCAGGACAUCAACAGCCCAUGCAGCUGAUAUUUGAAGCCGUCAGGGGCACCAACACCGCCUUUGUUGUUGCUCUGGGUUUCGUCUUGAUCAAUCAUGGGACCUGUCGAGGACCUUCUGAAACCUCUGUCUCCACAGAAAAACCCGUGGCCCCUACAGAAAAACCAACUGUCCCCAGUGAAAUAUACACUAUCCCCACAGAAAAGCCCAUGGUCCACAUGGAGAAGCCCAUUGUACACACUGAAAAACCUACAGUUCCCACAGAAAAACCUACAAUCCCAACAGAAAAAUCUACAGUGCCCACCAAAAAACCCACUGUCUUUAAAGAACCCACCCUUCCACCUGAAGGGCCCACCGUCCCUGCUGAACAGCCUACCACCCCGCCUGAAGGGCCUGCUGUCCCUCCUAAAGGGCCCACUGUCCUCACUGAAUGGCCCACAAGCCACACAGAAAAAUCUACUGUCCACACAGAGAAACCCAUUCUCCCCACAGGAAAAUCCACCAUCCCCACAGAAAAACCCAUGGUCCCCACCAAAAGGACCACCACUCCCACUGAAAGGACCACUAUCCCCGCAGAAAAGCCAACUGUCCCCAUAGAAAAACCAAUGGUCCCCACCGAAAGGACCACCAUUCCCACUGAAAGAACCACUAUCCCCACAGAAAAACCUACUGUUCCCACAGAAAAACUCACUGUCCCCACAGAAAAGCCAAUUGUCCCCACAGAAAAGCCGAUUGUCCCCACAGAAAAACACACCAUCCCCACAGAAAAACUGACAGUCCUCACUGAGAGGACCACUACUCCCACUGAAAGAACCACUAUCCCCACAGAAAAACCUACUGUCCCCACAGAAAAACCCUCUGUCCCCACAGAAAAGCCAACUGUCCCCACAGAAGAACCCACCAUCCCCACAGAAAAGCUUACCGUCCCCACUGAGAGGACCACCACUCCCACCAAAAGGACCACCACUCCCACCAUAAGGACCACAACCCCCACCAUAAGGACCACCACCCCCACCGAAAGGACCACCACCCCCACCAUAAGGACCACCACUCCCACUGAAAGGACCACCAUCCCCACGAAAAAGACCACUGUUCCCACAGAAAAAACCAUUAUCCCCACUGAAAGGACCAUAGCUCCUACAACACCCCAGCCCAGCCCAACUCUUGUACCCACUCAGCCAGCAGCCGUCGUGAUGCCAAGUACUUCCGCGACCACUGUGACCCCGAGAACUACUAUAGCGAGCUGCCCCCCAAAUGCCCACUUUGAACGCUGCGCCUGCCCAGUGUCCUGCCAGAGCCCCACACCCAACUGUGAGCUCUUCUGCAAGCCCGGCUGUGUCUGUGAUCCUGGCUUUUUAUUCAGUGGCUCCCACUGCGUCAACGCCUCUUCCUGUGAUUGCUUCUACAACGACAAUUACUAUAAGCUGGGGACAGAUUGGUUCAGCCCCAACUGCACAGAACAUUGCCACUGCCGGCCCAGCAGUCGGAUGGAGUGCCAGACCUUCAAGUGCGGGACACACACAGUGUGCCAGCUGAAGAAUGGCCAGUACGGCUGCCACCCCUAUGGCAGUGCCACCUGCUCUGUCUACGGAGACCCUCACUACCUCACCUUCGACGGGAGGCGCUUUAACUUCAUGGGCAAGUGCACCUACAUCUUGGCCCAACCCUGUGGCAACUUGACAGAGCACUUCUUCAGGGUGCUGGUGAAGAAGGAGGAGCGAGGACAGGAGGGCGUGUCCUGCCUAAGCAAGGUCUACGUGACUCUGCCUGAAAGCACCGUCACUCUGCUCAAGGGCAGACACACGCUGGUCGGAGGUCAGCGAGUCACCCUCCCAGCCAUACCUUCUAGAGGUGUCUUCCUGGCUCCCAGUGGGCGAUUUGUGGAGCUGCAGACGGCGUUCGGUCUGCGGGUGAGAUGGGAUGGUGACCAGCAGCUGUUUGUGAGUGUGCCCAGCACCUUCUCUGGCAAACUCUGUGGUCUCUGUGGCGACUAUGACGGUGACAGCAGCAACGACAACCAGAAGCCGGAUGGCAGUCCAGCAAAAGAUGAGAAGGAGCUGGGUAGCAGCUGGCAGACCUCGGAGGAUGCGGACCAGCAGUGCGAGGAGAACCAGGUGUCUCCCCCGUCUUGCAACACGGCCUUGCAGAAUACUAUGUCGGGGCCAGAGUUCUGUGGACAGCUGGUGGCCCCUCAUGGAGUCUUCGAGGCGUGCCUGCCUCACCUCAGGGCCUCUUCCUUCUUCAAGAGCUGCACGUUUGACAUGUGUAACUUCCAGGGGCUGCAGCAUAUGCUGUGUGCUCACAUGUCGGCCUUGACUGAGAACUGCCAGGAUGCUGGCUACACGGUGAAGCCCUGGAGAGGACCCCAGUUCUGCCCGCUGGCCUGCCCCCGCAACAGUAGGUACACGCUGUGUGCCAGGCUGUGCCCCGACACCUGCCAUUCUGAGUUCUCGGGCAGGGCCUGCAAGGACCGCUGCGUGGAGGGCUGCGAGUGCGACCCAGGCUUCGUCCUCAGUGGCCUCCAGUGCGUCUCCCGGUCCGAGUGUGGCUGCCUCGACUCCACAGCGGGUUAUGUCAAGGUAGGGGAGCGGUGGUUCAAGCCAGGCUGCAGACAGCUCUGUAUCUGUGAGGGUAACAACAGAACUCGCUGUGUGCUCUGGAGGUGCCAGGCCCAGGAGUUCUGCGGUCAGCAGGAUGGCAUCUACGGCUGCCAUGCUCAAGGGUCUGCCACCUGCACUGUCUCGGGGGACCCCCACUACCUGACGUUCGACGGAGCCCUGCACCACUUCACGGGCACCUGCACCUACACCCUGACCAAACCUUGCUGGCUGAGGUCCCUAGAGAAUUCUUUCCUUGUGAGUGCCACCAAUGAGUUCCGCGGUGGAAAUUUAGAGGCCUCCUACGUCAGAGCCGUCCAGGUGCAGGUCUUCAACCUCAGAAUCUCGCUGAUCAAAGGCCGCAAAGUCACGCUGGAUGGCCGCAGGGUGGCCUUGCCCCUGUGGCCCGCACAAGGCCGGGUGAGCAUCAUGUCCAGUGGCUCCUUCAUCCUCCUCUACACGGACUUUGGGCUUCAAGUUCGCUAUGAUGGCGACCACCUGGUGGAAGUGACCGUGCCCUCCUCCUACGCUGGCCGGCUCUGUGGGCUCUGCGGGAACUACAACAACAACAGCCUGGACGACAUUCUGCAGCCUGAUAAAAGGCCUGCAAGCAGCUCUGUGCGCCUGGGGGCCUCCUGGAAGAUAAAUGAGUUAUCUGAACCUGGCUGCUUUGCUGAAGGUGGCAAGCCCCCCAGGUGCCUGGGGAAGGAAGUGGCAGACGCCUGGCGUAAGAACUGUGAUGUCUUAAUGAACCCUCAGGGACCCUUCUCUCAAUGCCACAGGGUGGUGGCCCCUCAAUCCAGCUUCUCCAGCUGUUUGUAUGGCCAGUGUGCGACCAAGGGGGACACCCUGACCCUGUGCCGCUCCCUGCAGGCCUACGCGUCCCUGUGCGCGCGCGCUGGCCAGGCCCUCACCUGGCGGAAUGGCACCUUCUGCCCUCUGAAGUGCCCGUCAGGCAGCAGCUAUAGCACCUGUGCCAACCCCUGCCCAGCCACCUGCCUCAGCCUGAACAAUCCAUCAUACUGCCCAUCCACGCUGCCCUGUGCCGAGGGCUGCGAGUGCCAGAAAGGCCACAUCUUGAGCGGAACCUCCUGCGUGCCCCUCAGCCAGUGUGGCUGCACCACCCAGAGGGGCUCCUACCACCCGGUUGGGGAGAGCUGGUACACGGACAACAGCUGCUCCAGGCUCUGCACCUGCUCUGCCCACAACAACAUCUCCUGCCGCCAGGCCUCCUGCAAGCCCAGCCAGAUGUGCUGGCCCCAGGAUGGGCUGAUACGGUGCCGGGUGGCAGGGAUGGGAGUGUGCCGCAUCCCUGACACAUCCCACUACGUGAGCUUCGAUGGCAGCUACCAUGCUGUCAGGGGCAACUGCACUUACGUCCUGGUGAAAAUAUGCCACUCCACCAUGGACCUGCCUUUCUUCAAGAUCAGUGGCGAGAAUGGGAAGCGGGAAGGCCAACCCCCGGCUUUCUACCUCCGCCAGGUCUACGUGGAUAUCUUUAAUACCCUGGUCACCCUGAAACAGGACCAAGUGCUGAUCAAUGGCACACGGGUCAGUCUGCCUGCAACCACGCAGAUCCGUGGGGUCAGAGUCAUUUCCAGGGACGGCUACACCGUGCUCACCAUCAACAUCGGGGUGCAGGUCAAGUUUGACGGCAGAGGUUUCCUUGAGGUUGAAAUCCCCAAAGCCUAUUACGGAAGGACCUGCGGCGUGUGCGGGAACUUCAACGACGAGGAAGAAGACGAGCUCAUGAUGCCCAGUGAUGCACUAGCUCUGGAUGACGUCAUGUAUGUGGACAGCUGGCGAGAUAAGGAGAUCGACCCAAAUUGCCAGGAAGAUGACAGGAAGACCGAAGCAGAAUCACAAGAGCAGCCAAGUGCAAACUGCAGGCCAGCUGACCUGGAGCGAGCCCAGGAGCAGUGCCAGGCGGCCUUUCAGGCCCCGGCCUGGGCAAACUGUGCCACCCGCGUGGUGCUCAGUCCCUACGUGCGCAGCUGUACUCACAAGCUCUGUGAGUUUGGAGGCCUAAACCGUGCCUUUUGCGAGUCUCUGCAAGCCUUCGGGGCCGCCUGCCAGGCCCAGGGGAUCAAGCCCCCAGUCUGGAGAAACAGCAGCUUCUGCCCUCUGGACUGCUCCGCCCACAGCGUCUACACCUCCUGCGUCCCCUCCUGCCUCCCUUCCUGCCAGGACCCCGAAGGCCAGUGCACAGGCGCCGGAGCUCCCUCCACCUGUGAGGAGGGCUGCAUUUGUGAGCCCGGCUACGUGCUCAGCGAGCAGCAGUGUGUGGCCAGGAGUCAGUGCGGCUGCAGGGACGCCAGGGGCACUUUCCUUCCCGUGGGUAGGUUCCGGCUCUCCAGCGGCUGCUCCCAGAUGUGUGUCUGCACAGCGGGAGCCAUUGAGUGCAGGCCCUUCACCUGCCCCUCCGGCUCCCAGUGCGAGCCCAACGAAGACGGCAAGGACUUCUGCCAACCCAACAGCUCCAAUCUAUGCUCAGUUUUCGGGGAUCCCCAUUACCGCACAUUUGAUGGCCUCAGCUACCGCUUCCAGGGCCGCAUGACCUACACCCUGGUCAAGACCUUGGACGUGCUCCCCGAUGGGGUGGAGCCCCUGGUGGUGGAGGGACGCAACAAGGUGUAUCCAUCCUUAACCCCGGUCUUCCUGCAAGAGAUCAUCGUCAUGGUCUACGGCUACACAGUCCAGCUCCAGGCCGAACUGGAGCUUGUGGUCAACGGUCAGAAGGUGUCCAUCCCCUACAAGCCCAACGAGUACCUGCAGGUCACUCUGCGAGGCCGUCGCCUGUAUCUGGUCACAGACUUUGAGCUGGUCGUCAGCUUCAAUGGAAGAAACAAUGCAGUGAUCGCCAUGCCCAGCACCUACCUGGGGCUCGUGCGAGGCCUGUGCGGCAACUACGACAAGAACAAGAGGAAUGACUUCAUGCUGCCUAAUGGCUCCUUCACCCAGAACCUCCUUGUCUUUGGCAACAGCUGGGAGGUAAAGGCCAAGGAAGGCCACCCCCGCUUCUCAAGGGCCAUUCGAGAGGAGGAAGAGAAAAACGAAGAGUCAGGCUUUCAGAAUGUGUCAGAAUGCAGCCCAGAGCAGCUGGAGCUCGUCAACCACACCCAGGCGUGUGGGGUGCUGGUGGACCCUCAGGGCCCCUUUGCUGCCUGUCACCAGAUUGUGGCCCCAGGGCCCUUCCAGGAGCACUGUGUGUUUGAUCUCUGUGCUGCCCCGGGCCCCAAAGAGCAGGAGGAGUUGCGUUGCCAGGUCCUCAGCGGGUACGCCAUCAUCUGCCAGGAGUCGGGCGCCACCCUGGCCGGCUGGCGGGACCACACCCACUGCGCCUUGCCAUGUCCGGCCAACACGGUCUAUCAGAGCUGUAUGACACCCUGCCCAGCCUCCUGUGCCACCCUGGCAGUCCCCCGGGCCUGCGACGGCCCGUGUGUGGAGGGCUGUGCCAGCCUCCCCGGUUACAUCUACAGUGGUGCCCAGAGCCUUCCCAUGGCCCACUGUGGCUGCACCAACAACGGCGUCUACUACCAGCAGGGUGACAGCUUCGUGACCGAGAACUGCUCUCAGCGCUGCACCUGUGCCAGCUCGGGGGUCCUGCUGUGUGAGCCCCUCAGCUGCCGCCCUGGGGAGAUCUGCACCCUGGGGAACCUCACUCGUGGCUGCUUCCGAGACAGCCCAUGUCUACAGAACCCCUGUCAGAAUGAUGGGCGGUGUCGGGAGCAGGGAACCCACUUCACCUGUGAGUGUGAACUUGGUUACGGGGGAGACCUCUGCACGGAGCCUCGGGGUGUACCAUCCCCCAAAAAGCCAGAGGCGUCCAACCGCGUGGCCAUCCUCUUGGGGAUGCUGAUGCCCACAGUGCUCCUGGUGCCGGCGGUGACCAGAGUUUCCAGGAAGAGGAGGAGGAGGAGGAGGCCCUCUAGGGAGAGAACGCAGAGCCAGAACAGAGGCAAGCGGGCCGGCACAGAUUGUGCUCCAGAGCAGGCCUACAAAGUGGCUUAGUUUUGAGGUGUUCACACAAAGGGAGAGAUAAAAUUAUUUAUUUUUGA
Sus scrofa (pig) is the source of this 7775-nucleotide messenger RNA. RefSeq names its product zonadhesin (gene ZAN). Gene Ontology annotation, molecular function: protein binding. Lineage: Eukaryota; Metazoa; Chordata; Mammalia; Artiodactyla; Suidae. Gene Ontology annotation, cellular component: membrane. The record is from RefSeq and is marked provisional.